Molecule: messenger RNA, 579 nt
Organism: Linum trigynum
Lineage: Eukaryota; Viridiplantae; Streptophyta; Magnoliopsida; Malpighiales; Linaceae
Source: the annotation of a GenBank genome assembly
AUGCGUGCUGGUAACCAUCAUCACUUGACAGAUGUCGUUGGCCGACUCCAUUCAAUCAGUGGGAUAUCGCACAAGAUCACGAACAACGGCCCCGCAGUCAAGCAGACGGUUAUCAUUGAGGAUGAAAGUGGAGCGAAGUUCACGAUUACACUCUGGGAUGAGUUUUCCGCAGUGUUGGAUCAUGUUGCUCUCACUCAGGUUGACUCGAUUGAAGUUGUGAUUCUUGCAUUUGGCGGCCUGAUGGUUAACAAGUUAGGAGAUGAUUAUGUCAUGUCGAGUUCAGCCGCUACAUGCAUAGCAGUCAACCCUCCUGUACCAAAAGCCUAUUAUCUUGCAUCUAGGUUUGCUGAAAAACACGAAGUUGUUGAAUCCUUGCCAAUUGAGUUUGCUACAGAUGUUGAUGCUACAGCUGAUGCAGAUCGUCGAACAAAGACCUUGGACCAGUUGUUGGCCUUGUUUAAAAUUACAACCGAGACAAAAGCAGACAAACAUCAGUCCGGGUCCCAAACCAGAGAUCCAAACCCCAGCAAGCUGCAGGAGCCAAGAAAGAAAGAAGAAACAGCAGCAGCCCAGGAAUAA